AUGUGUCUGCUUUAUGCUUUCUUUGUUUUGCUCUCUCUUAGCUAUGGUUUCGAUCCUAACUGUCCUGGAAGAUGCAGCUGUGAUUCAGAGCAGUCGGUGCAAUGCUACAGGCUAACGGAGGUGCCAUCAGGUAUUCCUUCCACCACCAAGAAGCUCUACUUCAGUCAUAGCAAAAUUCAGCACCUUCAGCUGUCUAACUUCGCCCAAAUGUCAGCUCUAGAAGAUUUUAUUCUGCUGGCCAGUGGAACAGAGUCAGUAGAAAAUGACACUUUCAAGACUUUGAGUACUUUGAAGACCUUGGAACUCUGGAAAAAUAAGUUAAGACGGGUCCCCAGUGCUCUCCCAGCCAGUCUUGAAGUGUUAAAACUAAAUGAUAAUUCAAUAUAUGUCCUUCACGGAUCUGAUUUUGAAGGACUGAAGAAAUUAAAAAUCCUUGAACUGAAAAACAAUCUGAUCUCUUCUCUCUCUCCCAGCAUGCUCUCCUCUCUUGUCAGUUUGCAAAGCUUAGUGUUGGACAGCAACAACAUCGAGUCUGUGAAUGGACCACUGGCACUUCCCCAUCUGAAACAUCUGAGCAUGGAGAAUAAUAAGCUACAUCUCAUACCAGCUAGCUUCUUCACUUCUCUUCAGUCUCUGCAGUUUCUCAGUUUCAGUAGUAACUUUCUGACUAAAAUUCCUAUUAACCUGCCCAAAUCUUUGCUCUCAUUAAAAAUGGAGAGAAACCGGCUCAAAGUGGUAAGGUUUCGAGAUAUGAAACAUUUGGAGAAUCUUUCCCAUCUUUACCUGUCAGAAAACUCACUCUCUUCCAUCGAUGGGGCACAGCUCCUUGCCAAUUUAACUACCCUUGAGCUGUCCCAAAACCAGCUUCAAACGUUGCCCCUCAGACUACCAGCAAGGCUGCAAAAGCUUGAUAUCAGCAACAAUCUGAUUCAGAAAGUUACAGCACAAGACUUCCAGGACCUCCGAGAUUUGAAACAUUUGUUUCUGGACAACAACAUUGUCAGCUUGUUUGAAGCUGGAGCUCUGCAAAGGUGUUCCCAGCUCUCCAACCUGGCCCUGGAGCAGAACCUGCUCUUGUCUAUACCUCUACGGCUCCCGGCAACCUUAGCAAGGCUGGACCUAAAAGGCAAUGCCAUCCAGGAUAUUGCUGAGAGGGAGCUCAAGGAUCUGAAGCAGCUUCAGGUUCUAAACCUUAGGAACAACAAGAUCUCUGCCUUAGACCUCAAAGCCUUGGAGGUGUUGCCUCGCCUCAGGCAUCUGUAUCUGGAUGGAAAUCCGUGGAAUUGCACCUGCAGUCUCCUGAGAGCCAGGGAGGUCCUGAAGGCCAAGGGCACAGAUGUGAGGGGAGGACAAUGUGCAGCACCAGCUGAACGACAAGGGGAGAGCUGGAUGUCUUCCAAGAAGAUAAUGAGGCAAUGUGAGCAUCACUUGCAUCUGACCGAGAAAAGCAAAGAGACCAAAAAGAAACCAAAGCCUGAAGAGCACUCCAGCAUCAGAAUCAAUGUGGAUGAUGAUUAUUAUGAUUAUGAGAUAGAUUAAGGAUGAGCUUAGUUUACAGUUUAGAAAAAGGUUUUGUUUCUUUCUUUUUUUAAAAUAGACUUCAUUUGUAGAGCAGUUUUACGUUCAUAGCAGCAUUGAGAGGAAGGUACAGAGAUUUCCUAUAUACCUCCUACCCCUACACAAACAUAGCCUCCCCCAUUACAACGUGUCCCACCAGAAUGGAACAUUUGUUACAGUUGAUGGAUCUCUAUUGACAGGUCAUAAUCACCUAAAGUCCAUAGUUUACAUUAGGGUUCACUCUUGGUGUUGUACAUACUCUGGGUUUGGACAAAUAUAUAAUGACAUGUAUUUACCACUAUAAUAUCACACAGAGUAGUUUCACUGCCCUAAA
Molecule: messenger RNA, 1891 nt
Organism: Physeter macrocephalus (sperm whale)
Lineage: Eukaryota; Metazoa; Chordata; Mammalia; Artiodactyla; Physeteridae
Product: nephrocan-like
Exons: 3
Coding region: 1-1539 (512 amino acids)
Molecular function (GO): protein binding
Source: RefSeq, a predicted model, not a curated record